Messenger RNA from Staurois parvus, 479 nucleotides. The record is from the annotation of a GenBank genome assembly. Lineage: Eukaryota; Metazoa; Chordata; Amphibia; Anura; Ranidae.
AUGGGCCCCUGUACCGCCUCCUCAUGCUGCUGCCAGGCCCGUAAUCUGUCAUGGGCCCCUGUACCGCCUCCUCAUGCUGCUGCCAGGCCCAGUAAGUCUGUCAUGGGUCCCUGUACGGCCUCCCAUUGCUGCUGUCUCCAUCGCCACACACUCUGCCAUGUGCCACUUUCAGGUCUCCUCACACUGCUGGUGGGUUCCAUUUUGUCAUAGGGUGCUGGCAGAUUACGGGCCUCCCAUUGCUGCUGCCAGGCCCGUAAUCUGUCAUGGGCCCCUGUACCGCUCCUCAUCAUGCUGCUGCCAGGCCCCGUAUGGGUCCCUGUACGGCCUCCCAUGCUGCUCCAUCGCCACACUCCCGUAAUCUGCACUUUCAGGUCUCCUCACACUGCUGGUGGGUUCCAUUUUGUCAUAGGGUGCUGGCAGAUUACGGGCCUCCCAUUGCUGCUGCCAGGCCCGUAAUCUGUCAUGGGCCCCUGUACCGC